AUGAUGAACUCCACUCAGGUCUCACACUUCGUCCUCGCCGCCUACGUCGACACCGGACUCCUGAAAUACGUGUACUUCCUGAUUGUUCUGUGUGUCUAUGUGUUCAUCGUGGGUGCCAACGUGUUCCUCAUCGUGGUGAUCUGUGUGAACAGGAGCCUCCAUGAGCCCAUGUACAUGUUCCUGUGCAGCCUGUUUGUCAAUGAGCUGUAUGGUAGUACAGGCUUGUUUCCACUGCUGCUGGUCCAGAUCCUCUCUGACCUUCACUCUGUUCCUGCUUCUCUCUGCUUCCUGCAGAUCUUCUGUGUCUACUCGUAUGGAAGCGUCGAGUUUUGGAGUCUAGCUCUUUUAUCUUAUGACAGAUAUGUGGCCAUCUGUGACCCGCUGCAGUAUCAGACCCGCAUGACGCCUCGGAGAACCGGCUUGUUGGUUCUCCUGACGUGGUUCUACCCUGUGGUUGUGAACAGCGUCUCGGUGAGCCUGAACUCGGCGCUGCAGCUCUGUGGAAACGUCAUCACCAAGGUCUACUGCGACCAUCACGCUGUGGUGAAGCUGCUCUGUUCUGCUGCCGACGCCGCCGUCAGCAACGUCAGCGGCCUGGUGGUGUCCUUCCACUUCAUCGUCCUGCCGCUGGCGCUGAUCCUCUUCAGCUACCUGAGGAUCCUGCAGGUGUGUCUGAGCGGCUGUAAGCAGAGCAGAGCCAAGGCGCUGAGCACCUGCACGCCUCACCUGGCCUCUCUCAUCAACUUCUGCUUCGGAGCCUGUUUUGAAAUCCUCCAGAGCCGCUUCGACAUGAGCAGCGUGCCGCCGGCGCUGCGGGUCUUCCUGUCGCUCUACUUCCUCGCAUGUCCGCCCGUUUUCAACCCUCUGAUGUACGGACUGAACCUGUCCAGAAUCAGAACUUCAUGUAAAAAGCUCAUUUCUCAGGUGGUUUAUUAG
Molecule: messenger RNA, 936 nt
Organism: Stegastes partitus (bicolor damselfish)
Lineage: Eukaryota; Metazoa; Chordata; Actinopteri; Pomacentridae
Product: olfactory receptor 11A1-like
Exons: 1
Coding region: 1-936 (311 amino acids)
Biological process (GO): G protein-coupled receptor signaling pathway; detection of chemical stimulus involved in sensory perception of smell
Cellular component (GO): membrane
Molecular function (GO): odorant binding; olfactory receptor activity; G protein-coupled receptor activity
Source: RefSeq, a predicted model, not a curated record